AUGGAGGACAGUCUGUACGAUGAGUUCGGAAACUAUCAAGGCCCCGACAUAGAUGACGACGAGGAUGAAGAAGAUGACGACCUCCUCGGAGGCUUAGACGAGGAGGAGAAAGGCAAGGGAGAUGAUGAUGGCACCGGGGUGGGUGACGUGCCCAUGGAGGGCGUUGAGGCGAGUGGUGACAGGCAGAUCAUUCUGCACGAAGACAAGAAGUAUUACCCGGAUGCAGAAGAAGUCUACGGCGACGCAGAAGCUUUGGUCCAGAUGGAAGACACCCAGCCUCUGACGGAUCCCAUCAUCACGCCUGUUCAGUCCAAAAACUUCGAUCUCUUGGAGAAGAAGAUGCCGGACACGACCUUUGACUUCAAUUUCCUCGCUGCCAUGAUGGACAAGCCCAACUUGGUUCGCAACAUUUGUUUCUUGGGUGCCAUGCACCAUGGGAAGACCACCUUCAUGGACCUCCUCGUGCUGAACACUCAUGAAAAGGACUGGAAGGUGGGAAAAGAGAUACGCUACACGGACUCCAGGCAGGACGAGCAAGAUCGCGGCAUCACGGUGAAAGCCUCCUCCAUGAGCUUGGUCUUGCAGGAUUCCAAGGACAAGUCCUACCUCUUUCAUGCGAUGGACACUCCUGGCCACAGCAACUUCCAGGACGAAGUGAUAGCAGCUCUGGCUUUGGCUGAUGGCGUCGUUCUGGUGGUUGACGUGGUUGUCGGCCUCACCCAGCACAUCGAGAGAAUGCUCAAACACGCUUUUCAGGACAACCUCAAAGUAGUUCUCGUCAUUAACGGCCUCGAUCGCCUCAUCAUGGAGCUGAAGCUGCCUCCGACAGAUGCUUAUCACAAGUUGCGGUACUGCAUCGAAGACAUCAACGAGACCAUGGAGAAGCUCUACGACUCGGCCGGAACGGAAGUCGACGAACGAGUCUACUUUUCGCCGCUGAAGGGGAAUGUGAUCUUCUCCUCGGCUCUGUUCCGAAUGGUGUUCACCUUGGAGUCGUAUGCUGCAAUCUACGCCGAAACGCAUGGUUUCAGUUUUGACCACUUGAUUCUUGCUAAAUGCCUUUGGGGAGACAUGUACUACAACGCAGAGGAGCGCAAGUUUCAGAAAACCCCUCCAGAUGCGGAGCAGCCGCGCUCCUUCGUCCAGCCACCAGACUCCGGCAGAGAGCAGUGGCCGUUCGUCCUGGAGCCGAUCUACAAGAUCUUCGCUCAUUGCCUCGGCGAGGAGAAGGAGGACCUGGCACAGACCCUCGCAGAGGUGGGCAUCUAUCUCCACAAGCGAGACUAUGAGCUAGACGCCCGAGCGUUGAUCCGCAAAGUCUUCCAGCAGUACUUCGGCUCCGGUGGAGGCUUGCCAUCCUUUGUUGACAUGGUGUCUUGGCCGAACUGGGUGCUCGUUGCGAACAGCAGAACACGAGAGAAUGCUGCCAUAAAGGCCAGUAUUGCCAUGAUUAGUGGGAUGAAGCGGAUGUUUGCUGAUUGUUGGCGGGUAGAGAAGCUGUACUCUGGUGACCAAGACGGUGCAGUGUCAGAAGACAUGAAGAAGCUGGAUACCACAGGAUAUCUGAUGCUUCAUGUGGUGAAGCAGUACCACAGACCCGAUUGCAAUGCCUUUGAUGUCUUUGGUCGUGUCCUUUCCGGCACAGUCUUCCGUGGUGAUCGUGUGAAGAUCUUGGGAGAGACGUACUCGCUGGAUGACGACGAGGACAUGGCAAUCAAGGAGAUCCAAAAUCUUUGGAUCCUCGAGGGCCGGUAUCGUGUGGAAGUUAGCCACGUUCCAGCAGGAAAUUGGGUACUUAUAGGAGGCAUCGAGACGUGCAUCAAGAAGACGGCGACCAUCACGACUGCCUCGAACGAGGAAGAGGUCGAGAUCUUCCGGCCACUGCGCUUUCCGACGACCCCGGUCAUCAAGGUCGCCAUCGAGCCACUGCAGCCUGCGGAGCUGCCGAAGAUGGUCGAUGGCCUCAGGAAGAUCGACAAGGCCUACCCACUGUCGAAGACCAAAGUGGAAGAGAGUGGCGAGCAUCUUGGCUGCGUAGAGUUGUCGCCGUUCGUGUCCGAGUCUCCAAUUUGCGCCAAUUCGCUGCAUGUGCUCCUGGGCACUGGGGAAGUUUACCUGGACUGCAUCCUUCACGACCUUCGAAGGCUUUAUGGUGACCUGGAGAUCAAAGUGGCGGAUCCCGUCGUAGAGUUUUGUGAGACAGUGGUGGAAACCAGUUCCCUGAAGUGCUUUGCAGAGACACCGAACAAGAAGAACAAGAUCUACAUGGUGGCCGAGCCUCUGGAGAAAGGCCUCGGCGAAGACAUCGAGAAGGGCAAGGCCGGGGCGGAGUGCCGGUCGCGGUCGCGGUGCGACGUGUGCCGGUAG
Symbiodinium necroappetens is the source of this 2367-nucleotide messenger RNA. The record is from the annotation of a GenBank genome assembly. NCBI's taxonomy places the organism in Eukaryota, Dinophyceae, Suessiales, Symbiodiniaceae.